AUGGCAUCGGACAGCGAGGUAAAAACCCUGUUGAACUUUGUCAACCUGGCCUCCAGUGACAUCAAGGCAGCUCUGGAUAAAUCCGCUCCCUGCCGCCGGUCGGUGGACCACAGAAAAUACUUGCAGAAGCAGCUCAAGCGGUUUUCUCAGAAGUACUCGCGGGUCCCGCGGUGCCACCCUGGCAAGCCGUCGGAGUGUGGCCCGCGCCGGGGAGCGGAGGACAGGGCCCGUGGCUGCCAGUCCGAGAUGCCCGACUCCGGCCCCCACAGCGGGGCUGCUGCUGAGAAGGUGCUGCGGGCAGCCGAGGCGGAGGAGAGCCUGGCUGGGGAGAGGGCUUUGCCAGAGCAAAACCCUGAGGCCGGCAGGCCUGACCAGGUGCCCAUGAGGAAACGACAGCUCCCCGCCUCCUUCUGGGAAGAGCCGAGGCCGGCCCAGAGCCUGCCAUCCAGGGGCUUCCCCCCGGGCCCUGAGGGACUGUCAGCCCCCAGAGACACUCCUCCCUUUGAGGGGAAGAAAAGCAAAAGGAGCCAGGACACUGCUGGUCCUGAGAGCUCCUCUGAGCCUGCCCUGCACACAGGGGAGAAAGACCCUGCUGGCGUCCUCUCAGGCCGGGUGGGCACCUGGACCUGCUGCCCCUUCCCAUGCCCUGGGCCAGCCGUGUACCAGCCCCGAGGGACACUGCCCCAGUCGCCCUUCCCAGGGCUGGGGCUGUGGAGGAAGAGUGCGGCCACACUGCCGGCCGAGGCACAGCCCUUCUGCAAGGAGAUGGAGGGCACGGGGCAGAAACUCUACAGGCCUGUGGUUUUGAAACCUAUCCCCACCAAGCCUGCUGUCCCCCCACCGAUUUUCAAUGUUUUUGGGUAUCUUUAG
This is a messenger RNA of Cygnus atratus (black swan), 870 nucleotides long. RefSeq names its product family with sequence similarity 181 member A (gene FAM181A). The coding region runs from base 1 to 870 and encodes 289 amino acids. The transcript has a single exon. The record is from RefSeq and is a predicted model, not a curated record. Lineage: Eukaryota; Metazoa; Chordata; Aves; Anseriformes; Anatidae.